Polistes canadensis is the source of this 2199-nucleotide messenger RNA. RefSeq names its product 5-hydroxytryptamine receptor 2C (gene 5-HT2A). NCBI's taxonomy places the organism in Eukaryota, Metazoa, Arthropoda, Insecta, Hymenoptera, Vespidae. The coding region runs from base 329 to 1720 and encodes 463 amino acids. Gene Ontology annotation, molecular function: serotonin binding; neurotransmitter receptor activity; G protein-coupled serotonin receptor activity. The transcript has 5 exons. Gene Ontology annotation, cellular component: dendrite; membrane. Gene Ontology annotation, biological process: serotonin receptor signaling pathway; G protein-coupled receptor signaling pathway, coupled to cyclic nucleotide second messenger; chemical synaptic transmission. The record is from RefSeq and is a predicted model, not a curated record.
AAAUGAAAGAAAACUCGUAAAUUCGGUGAUUUGUGUUAUUCAAAAAUAUUUUCUUUCGCGUAAAUAAACGAUCUCGCAUCUAAACGCGAUGCAUAGAUCUCUUUGAUCUAUCUUUGGGAUAAUCAAUCAACGUGCACGCGUUUCCUAUAAUCGUAUGACAUAGAUUACGACAUAGAUACGUAUGCAUGAUCGGUUAACAAAAUUUACGUGGUUAAUAAAAAUAAAGAUAUAAUAAAUGAAAAUUUAAUCUUCCUAUCGGAUAUAAUAUUUACCUAUUAAUUAAUAAUUCAAACGAUUCGCGCAUGCAUAUAUGUAGCCGUAAAAAAUCAUGCGUUCGAGUGAAAACAAUUUAACAUCCUGGCCGAAUGUUCUGACCUUGCAUCGAACUUCCUGCAAUGGAAGUCUUUACGAUUGUGCAAUAAAAGAGUGCAUCCCCGACAAUUCUAUCGAUUUCGAUCGAAUUUGUGCCUUUACUCAGAACACUACGAUGACCAAUUUAUUGUGCAGAUCAUGCGAUUAUCAAAAUUGUCAGAUGAACGUGUCGUUGAUUUUAAAUAAAUGGGAAACUAGCAUGGAAAGUAUCUUUUUAUCCAAGAUUACGAACUUAGAUGGUUGCCUUUCGAACAGCACCAGACACGAGAUCCUGGAAUGCUCUCAUCAAAGAAAUAUCGUCGAUGGGGAAGACAUUGAAUUCUACUGUUCGCGAAACUCAACGGUGACGAGUCGUCGAACCGACUGGAGAUUUCUUUUCGUUGCCUUUAUCAUAGUAAUAGCUGGUGGUUUAGGAAAUUCUUUGGUUUGUUUAGCCGUUGUAUUGGAUAAAAAACUUCACAAUUUAACUAACUAUUUUCUAUUAUCUCUCGCCAUUGCCGAUCUACUUGUUAGUCUGUUCGUCAUGCCGAUGGGGGCGAUUCCUGGAUUUUUAGGUUACUGGCCGCUCGGUGUAAUCUGGUGUAACAUUUAUGUGACCUGCGAUGUUCUGGCAUGCUCGGCGAGCAUUAUGCACAUGUGUUUCAUUUCUGUGGGCAGAUAUGUAGGCAUUCGUAACCCAUUAAGGACACGAAGGACCUAUACGAAACGUCUGGUUGCCCUUAAAAUAACAACCGUCUGGUUAUUAGCUAUGCUAACGUCCAGUUUUAUUACACUAUUAGGUUUGAUCGAUUCGAAAAGUAUAAUGCCAGAUUCAACGACUUGUGUUAUCAAUAACAAGAUUUUCUUUAUUUUUGGAUCUUUAAUUGCAUUUUAUAUACCAACGAUUGUUAUGAUAUUGUCUUACGUAUUGACGGUGCAAUUACUACGUAAGAGGGCGCGAUUUAUCGCGGAAUAUUCGAAAAACGAUCUAUCGUUUGGAAAAUCAAUUGGAAAAUUAGUUUCGACGAAAAAUCCAUCGACAGAACGUGAAAAUACAAGGUCUCUCAAAUUGUUAAGCGGAAAGACAAAUAAAAGAAUCCUAGCUGCGAAUGCAAUAGCUUCGAAACAAAAGGCCAGCAAAGUUCUUGGAUUGGUAUUUUUUACAUUUUUAAUUUGUUGGGCUCCAUUCUUUGCAUUAAACAUUAUAUUCGUCAUUUAUCCAAAUAAUAUCGUGCCACGACAUAUAACAGACACGUUUUUGUGGUUAGGUUAUGCAUCUUCCACCAUAAACCCUAUCAUUUAUACGAUUUUUAACAAAACUUUCCGGGCUGCUUUCGUACGCCUAUUAAAAUGCAAAUGGUCUAGAUAAUAAUUCGAAAUUAAUUCUAGUAUUACGUAUUUAUUCCUUUUUUAUUUUUAUUAUUUAUUUUAAUUCUUAUUCCUCACUCUCUCUUUCUACCUCUCCCUCUCUUGUAAUUUUUAUUUUCUAUAUAAUAUAAACGAAAUACCUAUUAGUAUACUUUAAAGAUGUUAAAAAAUACGAGUCUGUUAAGAAAAAUAAAAGUAAAAUAAAUAGACGGCAUGAAAAACUGAAAUCUUUAAAAUAUGUUAGGUAAAUUAAAUAAUUAAAUACUAUAUUUGCACUUUAUUUAUUUUUUGAAAGGCUGAGAAGAGAUAAUGGGUGUCGCAUUUUCUUUUAGCACUUUGCUCUAUAAUAUUUUCAAUUACUACAAAACAAUGUGCCAAAGUAAAAAGUACAUUGAUUACAAUUAGUGUGUGUUUAUGAAAACGUGCAUUAUCUCUUUAACAUAUUUUAAGUGUAAUGUACUAGAAGUGUCGUCAAUUUGU